Exserohilum turcica Et28A is the source of this 1424-nucleotide messenger RNA. RefSeq lists its product as uncharacterized. Gene Ontology annotation, biological process: DNA-templated transcription. Bases 1 to 1143 code for a protein of 380 amino acids. The transcript has a single exon. Gene Ontology annotation, molecular function: zinc ion binding; DNA binding. The record is from RefSeq and is a predicted model, not a curated record. NCBI's taxonomy places the organism in Eukaryota, Fungi, Ascomycota, Dothideomycetes, Pleosporales, Pleosporaceae.
AUGCAUCGAGAUGAUUCAAACCAAGAAUUCGAGUUUGUCGAGCGGAAUACGCGCCGCCAGGUGUGGUGGACCAUCUACAUAUUUGAGAAGACGCUAUGCAGCAUUCUCGGACGACCAACUGCAAUCGACGAUCGUGAGAUGGCCAUGCAAAUUCCCGAGCCUCCGGCACUUGGGCAGCCGAGUCUAUCCACAAGCUCCAUGAGUCUUUGUUUCGACCUUGUCCGCCUCUCGUACAGCAUCCGGCAACGCGCUUAUUUCGAUCAAACUUCAGCCGAAGAGCGCUCGCCGACGCCUGCGGUUGCCAAGGCUCUGCUGCGAGAACUGGACAACUUUCUGGCGAGUAUUCCUCCGAACCUGUCACUGGAUUACUACCCAUUGACCGCCGAGCACAAAUCCAUGGUAUUGCUGCUGCACAUCUACUACUACUACACGCGCUGCAUCAUUACUCGAGAUUUUCUGAUCCAAAAGAUUGAAAACAACAUAUGCUUUUUGGAAGGCACAGUUUAUUCACAUUCCGACGACUGGCGAACGACUCUUAUGCUGGCGGAAGAUUGUGUCGAGUCGGUACACAAAAGUCUGCAAUGCAUUACGGCCGGGAUGGAGCUGGGGAUUGCCGGAUACUCGUGGCUAGAUUUUUUCUAUGUUUUUCACUCGAUACUGAUUGUAUGCGCCGACUUUCUCGCGAGACCAAAGGACCAACAGGAGUCGGCUAGGGAUGCGGAGCGCAAGGGGACGGUUCGGGCUGUGCUCAACGAGGUCCAAAACAUGCAGACUCUUGCACCUACAUACAGGACACUUAGCCGAAUUGCACUCCAGUUCGCCAACAUAACAGGGGUGGCUGAAGAGAAGAAAUCACCAACACCGACAGGCACACCUCAUGAUCCAUCGCUCGAGCCUGUCGCGCCCGCGGCGAGUGAAACAGGCAUGGAGCACGUGAUGCAGUUGGCAGAUCUGGGUGAAGAUUGGUUCACCAAUGCAACGGCCGACUUGGGACUAGAUUUCUUCGAUCUCGGUCAUGUGACGAAUUCCGUCCCAUUUCCCAUGGCCGGUUCUGCAUCAGGCUCUGAACCGGCGGCCGAGACGGCGAACGAGGGCAUGGACGACUGGACUGCCAAGACGCUCAAGGGCAUGCACAACAUAUAGAAAGUGGUGCUCGAGCUAUCAGACAUGUGUAGGAAUAUAAUCAUUUUCGAUGUGCGCUCGACAUUCCUAGUUGGGUUCGCAGGAUUCGGUGACGACAUCGCGUUUUAGCACGGCCACGGCGAUUAGCGAGGCCGCAGCCAGCGAUCCGCAUGCCGCAUAUACGAACCAUCAGAUCAGUCUAAACUGCUUUUGGAAUUUCAUGACGCAUUUGUUCGGCCCUCAUGUCAUGCCAGCGGCUGACAAGUACAAUACUACCAUCUCUCGGUGCCCAGGUGCGUGUG